Molecule: messenger RNA, 4802 nt
Organism: Cuscuta europaea
Lineage: Eukaryota; Viridiplantae; Streptophyta; Magnoliopsida; Solanales; Convolvulaceae
Source: the annotation of a GenBank genome assembly
ACGGUUAGAUAAAGUGUAAGUUUUAAUCUGAUGGUGUACGUUUUGAGUAGAAAUGUUACCUCUACUGGGGGCUUCUUCCUCUGUCUCUUGUACUGCCUCUGGCUGUGUAAUAAAAGUUGCGUAUUUCAAUCUCAGGACAUUUCUCAAUCCCCUAAGCUCUCGAAGACUGGGAGUGAGAGCUCAAUCUUCAAUGUCGUACGACGCACAACUCCACGCCGCUAAGAAAGCCGCCACUCUUGCUGCUCAUCUCUGUCAGAAAGUUCAGAAGACGCUGUUGCAAACUGAUGUGCAUUCAAAGACAGAUAAGAGCCCAGUCACCGUGGCUGAUUAUGGUUCUCAGGCAGUGAUCAGCCUUAUAUUGCAGAAGGAGUUGCCUUCUAAUUCCUUUUCAUUAGUGGCCGAGGAGGACUCAGAAGACCUCCGCAGAGAAGAUUCAGAAGAGACUCUUCUGCGCAUCACAGAAAUUGUUAAUGAUACUCUCACUAGCACUGAAUCAGGAAUCACUUCUCCCUUAUCUAAAGAAGAUGUUCUUGCUGCAAUUGACAGUGGCAGAUCUGAUGGUGGUCCUUCUGGUUGUCAUUGGGUACUAGAUCCUAUCGAUGGGACUAAAGGGUUUCUAAGAGGUGACCAGUAUGCUAUUGCACUGGGUUUACUAGAUGAAGGGAAGGUAGUUUUGGGUGUCCUUGCCUGCCCCAAUCUUCCAUUAGCUUCUAUUGCAUACCAUGGUUAUCAAGACAACUACGGUUGUUUAUUUUUCGCUCAAGUUGGAGCUGGCACCUAUAUGCAAACUCUAGAUGGCUCUCCUCCUAAAAAGGUACAUGUCACAGACAUUGAAAACCCCGCAGAAGCAUCAUUUUUUGAAUCUUUUGAAGCAGCACAUUCAAUGCAUGACUUGUCUAGCUUGAUUGCAAGGAAACUAGGCGUGAAAGCAUCACCUGUUCGAAUAGAUAGUCAGGCCAAGUAUGGUGCAUUGUCCCGAGGAGAUGGAGCAAUAUAUUUGAGAUUCCCACAUAAAGGCUACCGUGAGAAGAUAUGGGAUCAUGCAGCUGGAUAUAUUGUUGUUUCUGAAGCUGGAGGCAUAGUGACAGAUGCUGCAGGAAACCCAUUAGAUUUCUCCAAAGGAAGGUACCUGGACUUGGACACUGGCAUCAUUGUCACCAACCAAAAGUUGAUGCCCGCUUUAUUGAGAGCUGUUGGCGAGUCAUUGGCCGAAAAAGCCUCAUCUCUGUGAUCCCAUGUGUACACACUCAUUUAUGCAUAUACUCUUAACUCUGAAUAAUUACUAUCCUGUUAUUCUUUUAUUUGAUAAAGGUACUUAGGACUUCUGUUUGGAAAAUGGUACAACAGUGUUAAGUCAUUUUUCUUGAAAAUGAAAGUGAAAAGUAAGCAUUCACAGGUUGAGCCUAGAAAGGAACAUCAGAAGAGUAGUCAUGAGGGUGCCUUCUGAUGGUGUCUCUAAGUGAAAUCUCUUGCUCAAGGAGGUUGGCAGGGGGGACAUCAUAUACAUCUGUGAAAACUUCAGUAAUCGGAGGUUUCUCCGCCUUCUCUGCCACUUGAAUUGCAUAUAAGACCUGCAACCAGUGGUUUCGAUGAAGGUCAGUGAGUAAUUUGGUAUGGAGUAUCUUCUAGUUGGUGCAUUAUUUAUUUUGGUCAUAUGUUGCCCAACUACAUGUGAACAGAGGUACAUAACAUGAGUAGAAAUGUUUACCUGCUUCCUUAUACUGGUUUGAAGUUGAGAUUCCGCUGCAGAGUCCCACCAACCUUCUCUUUGAAUCCACUUCCUAAACCUUGUCACAGGAUCCUGAACCCUUUUCCACAAUUCAAUCUCAUCAGAUGAACGAUAUUUUGUGGAGUCAUCUGAAGUGGAGUGAUGUCCCGCUCUGUAUGUGAGCGCCUGUGAUGAUAAAUUUAAUGUAAUCAUUUCUCGAUGACAUACUAUUGAAUCAAACAAAUGUCACAAAUUUUAGUAGUGAUUACUCGGAUGGUCUGGGUCUGAUUAAUGGAAAGAGUGGAACUGUAACUGGGUAUAUUUCAGUCUGGUCCCGGUUUAUGUGUGGGGUUUCAGUCCAGUUUAUAGGGUUGGUCUUGGUUCUGUCUCUGACCCUAUAAAAUCGGAUCAGAUCAGGCCAGUUCCUACAUUGGAGGAACUAAAACCGGACUGGGUUUCAACCAAUUUCGGUCUGGUUUUGAAUGGUCAGUUCUAUUUGAACUAGGGCGAAACUGUGUCCGGAACCUAUAGGUGGUGGUGGGGAUGCGAGAAUGAAUGGUGGUGUCCCCGAAACCCUCAUUUCUUGAAAGGCUUUUUUGUAACAUCAAUAUCAUAUGGAGAUCUUUUGCUGAACUUUGUGCUCCCCGUAACUUAAAUUCUGUGAAAAAAUAGAGGGGUAUGAAAGAACCUCAAUGAGAACAGGCUUAUGCUCCUUAACAGCAAUCUCACGAGCUGCACUAACAGCAUUGAAGAUGGCAAGAGCAUCAUUUCCAUCAACACGAAUGCUGCGAACUCCAUAUGCUUUGCCCCUGCUCACAACUCCAUCACCUACAUGUCAUCAAUCAAUAGACAUUAAACAUGGUCGGGAGAUUUUCUAUUCGCAAAUAUGUUAAAACAACUCAACAAUCAAGGUAGGGAGGUUUAUACUUCGGAACUGGUCUCUAACAGGUGUACUUAUUGCCCAACCAUUGUUCCUGCAAAAGAAGAUCACGGGCACCUCCAUCACCCCCGCAAAGUUUAGUGCAGCAUGGAAAUCACCCUAAAUGAUAAUCCAUUUAGUACACCAAAGGCAAAUCAAUACAAAUCUGGAUCAAACUACUGAGCGUGACAUGAAUCACAUGAUCGAAUAAUACCACCCAAGACCCAAAAUAAGAAGUCGUGUUUGGUCAAGAUACUCCGACAAGUGGAGACAUAUUUGUCAAUCCAAAAAGGUGGAAUUGCUCGGUCCAAGACUCCAAGUGCCCCACACUUCCACUGACAGAAUGUGUGGAGGAGUAAAUGACCAUAUGAUUUCAAACAAGUUUGAGUGAAGUUGUUCAGGGCUUGGUGCACACCAGAAGUCACCAAAUUGGAUGAAUUUUUUAUGCCACAGCUACUAGGAAUUGAACUUGACCUAAAUCCAAUUGCCUCGGCUACUGUUGAGCUACCCGUGCAAGUAAUGGAGACAUAUUUGUGGUCUUAUUUGAUGAAGAACUCACUGUUGCCAUCAUUAUUUCAAAGAAAAUGAUAAAACUGAUAGGAAGAAAAACAUCUUUUAAAAACAUCAAACAUGUACUAACAUAUAAGAACAAAAACACUUCAUUGGCGCAAUGUAUAGAGGUGCAAAGUAAAAGCUAAUCUGCUUCAUGCCAUAUGUAUACUAAGUCAGUUACUCGAGAUGAAACUGAUAGGAAGAAUAUAAUAUGUUUACCGUACUGGAGCCUCCAUCUCCAAAAUAUACGACAGCACAUGCAUCCUGUCCAUCCAUCUUCAAAGAAUAUGCAGCGCCAACCGCAUGAGGAAUUUGUGUACUAAGCCACAAUAACCAUUCUUUAAAUUACUUAUAUAUGUUCUAAAAAUGUGGUGAAUUACAAACUGCACAGUGAAAAUAAGACGAGUCUUACGCGACAGUUGAUGAGACAGUGAAGUAAUUGAGCUUGUUAGAUCCAUAAUGGAUAGGCAUCUGCCUGCCUUUCCCAUUAUCAUAUUUAUUUCCAAAGCACUGAUUUGCAAAUUCCUGUAGGGUGAAUCCCCUCCAUAACAACACUCCAGGCUCCCUAUACUACAAGGAAAAACAUAAAGCAAAUAUCGUUUCCUAUUUUAUUUAUGGUUCUGAUAAUAGACUCUUUAUAAUAUUCCUUUGACGUGAAGGUUAUACAAAUCACUAGAAAAGGGAGAAAACUAUUAACCCCACUCUCCUCAUUACUGCUUAUUUUGCUCGGAAGCUGACUGUUCAAAAACAGGUGAAUGAACCAAACCAAAUAUACCCUCUAUGUCCCACUCGAAGUAGGGUCCAGGGAGGGUGAGAUGUACACAUACCUUAUUUCUAUCCACUGGAAUAAAGAUGUUUCUCUGAAGACAUAUGCUGAGGAAAAAUCCAGGAAGGUUUGGAAGAUGUUUAGAGUUUUUUUUAUUUAUUUAAAUUUUGUAAAACUUUGAAGAAUAUAGAGCUAUAAAAAAACAGCACAAAUAAACAUUCAAAGGUGAAAGGUACUGUAAACUGAUAAAAACUGCUGGGGCAUUAAGGGCAAGAAAUAAAGUAACAUAAACAGCUAAAAAAGACAACAAAAAAUAGGUAAAUAAGAAAGCAGAUAAAAAGUAAAAAAAAUGGACUAGCUAUCACCCACACAAAUGACACAAUGCAACCCGACUCCAAGAGUGGUUGCUCUCAACUGAAACAUAUCGUUUUAAAUUAUAGUUAUCAAUGUAUAUUGUUAAGAGUCUGUCAUAAGUCAUAAGCAAAUAUUAAAACAGGACGAGCUGUACAGUUUUGGCUUCAACUAGUGAAAUGAUUGCAUUCAAUAUUUUAGUUUGGUCCAGUUGAGUGAUCUAAAUCCAAUUAUGAAUUCUACAGUAAACUAACAGUAAUGCUCUAAACACAAGUAAGGAGGCUGAACACAUCAAGAUGCAUGAAAUACUUAUUUACUAACCUGAGGAAAGAUGACAUCAUCCAUGCGUAGUGCUGCUGCUGAUGCAAUGUUGAUGGCCUCUUCUCCAAUAGUAGUGACGUAGAAUGAUAUCCUUCCUUGUCUUUGUGCUUCAUAGAAAAUGGUAUCCAUUGUUUGAAGAGUGACCAUGUCGGUAUAUAUUUUCUGAGCAACCUUCUUGUCAAUCU